ACCUAACAAUCAAAUGGUGCAAAUUGGACCACCUCCCCAAUGCAUCAAUGUUAGUAGAAUAUCUUGAGAGAAGCCAUUGGUAUUUUGUGAAAAAGGCGAUGAGAAUAUCUUAAUCUAAUCUAAUCCAUAAUAACAACAAUGUCUCUCAAAAUAUCAACACUUUAUCUCCUUGCUUACAACUCUUUUCAAGCAAUUGGAUGGUUUGUUUCGUUAAUCAACAUUUUGUACAAUCUUCUCUCCACUUCCUCCAUCACUGGAACUUAUGCUUCUGCUGGCACCUUAAUUAGUUUUCUGCAAUGUGCUGCAUUCUUGGAAGUUAUACACGGUGCCAUUGGACUAGUGCCAAGCGGAGCGUUGCUUCCUUUGAUGCAAUGGGGAGGAAGGACUCACUUUGUCCUUGCCAUUGUUAAUGGAAUUCAUGAGGUCCAGGAGUUACCUCCCGUUUUUAUCACUUUUCUUGCGUGGAGCAUAGGCGAGAUCAUUAGAUAUUCACAUUAUGCUUUCAGUUGCUUGGGAAACUGUCCUUCUUGGAUCACCUAUAUCAGGUACACCGCGUUUAUUGUGAUUUAUCCUGUGGGAGUGUUUCCUGGAGAACUAUGGUUGAUGUACCAGUCGCUUCCAAUUAUAAAGGAGAAGAAUAUCUAUGCUGAUUCCUUUUCAAGCCUCCCAUUUAGUUAUUAUGAUUUCCUUAAGGUCGUAAUCGUAGUUUAUCCAUUCCUUUGGUUCAAACUAUACUUGCAUCUGUUCAAGCAGCGGCGUUCAAAACUUUAUAAACGCCGUGACAAGAAAAGAGCAUAAGGAGCAUUAUUCUUGGUUUUUGUUAGAAGACUUGUAGACGACAACUUUCUGUUCCACCGGAGAACUGAUUCUGAAAUUUAUUUGCAUCUAAAAUAUUUCCUUUGAUUGGAUAACAAUUGUACGAAAUAAUGGAAUUGUUGUUGUCAGUAACGAUUAAGAUUUUAGGAACUGGAAGAUUUGUAACAGUGCCUGCAUUAUUCUGCACAGAUUUCUACCUUAUGGAUUUUGAUAGGACUCUAGGGCCUAGUAACAAUGUCACCCUAAGCCUGUAUUUAAAGAGUUUAUUUCAUUGUAGUAUAUAUGUAUGCCUUUGGUUUUACUCUUGCAAGUUGAAAGGUUUAAUGUAUUUAUUAUA
Molecule: messenger RNA, 1153 nt
Organism: Medicago truncatula (barrel medic)
Lineage: Eukaryota; Viridiplantae; Streptophyta; Magnoliopsida; Fabales; Fabaceae
Product: very-long-chain (3R)-3-hydroxyacyl-CoA dehydratase 2
Exons: 8
Coding region: 139-798 (219 amino acids)
Biological process (GO): fatty acid elongation; sphingolipid biosynthetic process; very long-chain fatty acid biosynthetic process
Cellular component (GO): endoplasmic reticulum membrane
Molecular function (GO): 3-hydroxyacyl-CoA dehydratase activity
Source: RefSeq, a predicted model, not a curated record